GUUAGAGCGUCGUACAAAAACCUGGGUGUGUGUGAGUGCUGCAGCUGGGACCUACUGCAGGUGCUGAGGGGGACGAUGUGAUCCAGCACAAUCACACACACACACACACACACACACACACACACACACACACACACACACACACACACACACAGUGUAGCAGUGGAAGCUACAAACUUUCAAGCACCACUGUACACCAACAAACACAUUGCUGAGAAUCAUAUGACUGGCAAAGAGGCUGUGAACCGACGUGAGUCCAGAUGAGAUGCUGAACUACUUCACCCUUGUUGUGUCUCAUGGCCUGGUCAAGGUGUCAUCUGCAAGGAACCUGUGGAAGAAUUAUUGUCUUUUUAGAUUUCCCUUUCCUACCAGCCUACAUGCCAGGCAUUAGACAUCACAGUAUACCCUGGUCAAGCAUCAAAGGAUUUUCAUCUGACAAUGCAAGUGUCAUGGUGGGCAAGAACAAUUCUGUACUUUCCCAUGUAAGACAAGCGCCAGGCUCCCAAGUAUUUGACCUUGGCUGUGUUUCCCAUAUUGCAAACCUCUGUGCCAACAGUCUUAUUAAGUCACUCCACCCACCAGUAGAAGAUCUGCUCAUUGAUACCUACUAUUAUUUUCAUGGAAGUUCCAAAAGAAGGGAGGAAUAUAAAGAGUUCCAGAUAUUCACAGGAGUCGACAUGGAGGAGGUUCUUAAACAUGUGUCAACAAGAUGGCUAUCGAUGGAAAGAUGUGUUGGUAGAACCCUCUCCCAGUGGCCAGCAUUACAAGCUUACUUUAACAGCAGUGAUGGCGAGGAAAAGUCUGGUCGUGUCAAACGAUGUGCAGAUGCCUGUGCAAGUGAAGAGAUGAAGCUCAUGUAUUACUUUCUCCAGUAUGCUCUCACAAAGUUGAAUAAGUUCAAUAUUUUCUUUCAGCCUGAUGACUGUCAUGUACUUGAGCUAGAGAAAGAAACAGAGGGUCCUUUGAAGGCUUACCUUCUGAACUUCAUGAAAGUGGAUGCUGUGAAUAUUGAUGACAUGUCAAAAGUAGAUUAUAAGUGUGAAGAACAGCAGAAAUCUGAUGAAUAUCUCACCAUUGGCAUACAAGCUUCCAGAUACUUAGAAUCCAUCAGUGAGGAGUGCGAUCCUGCAAUUAUUACUCGUUUCUAUAGGAGUGUAAGAGCUGCAUAUGUUGCUGCUGUGGAAAAGGUUUUAUUAAAGAAGUUUCCCUCUGGAAACCCAAUAUUGAAGUCAGUAAGAAUUCUGAAUCCAUUACACAGGACUGAUGUGACAGAAAGAGAAGUUCUGAAAGUUGCUGAGAAUUUCUUGAAAGAUGCCACUGAUGAACAACCUGAGGGUAUAGUAGAUGAUUGGAGAUUGUAUCAGACCAGCAACUCACUACCUCCAUUUACAGCUGCUGACACCAAAGUGGAUGAAUGGUGGGCCAGACUACUCUCAACAAAAGACAUUGCUGACCAGCAGACAUACAAGUACCUUGGAGACCUGAUAAAGAUCCGACUGAUUCUACCCUACAACCAGACACCUGUGGAAAGAGUCUUCAACAUGGUUGGCAAAACAGACACCAAAUUCAGACCAACCCUGAGUAAUGAGUCCUUGACAUCACUCUUGUGCUGCAAAAUAAACACAGAUAACACAUGCUAUGAGACCAAACCAAGUACCUCCUUGAUCUCUUUGGCUAAGAAAGCAACAGUCCAGUAUAAUACUGAGCAGUGUUGUAUAAAGUACUGGGAAAUCACACUCAAGUAAAAGUAUUGGUACCCUUCCAAAAAAUGACUUUGGUAAAAGUCUGUAGGUGUAAUUAAUGAUUAUGUGUAUUUAGGUUGGUAUAAGUGAUCAAUCUUUAAUAAUUAAAGGGAUUCAAUCCCAUUGAAUCGUUUAAUUUGACUCAGUCUCACUGAAUCGUUUGAAGUGAAUCAUCCAAAUGAAUCAUCCAACUGUAUCAUUCCAUUAAUCCUGGUGCUUAAUAACAAAUUACCAAACAGCUAAAUUAUGGUAUAUUCCAAAUUAUUAUUGAUCACUUACCAUAUUACACAAAUCAUCUGCACCUUUUUGAAUUCUUUGAGAGAUUGGGCAACUUCAAAAGUAUCGAAACUGCAGACAGACACCACACAAAAUUCCAAUAAUAGAGUUUAUUAUAACAAAGAUAAAAGUAAAAAUAAAAAGGGAAAAAGAAAAGAAAUUUGAAUAAUUGAAUGGCAG
Neoarius graeffei (lesser salmon catfish) is the source of this 2198-nucleotide messenger RNA. RefSeq lists its product as uncharacterized. Lineage: Eukaryota; Metazoa; Chordata; Actinopteri; Siluriformes; Ariidae. The record is from RefSeq and is a predicted model, not a curated record. The coding region runs from base 297 to 1745 and encodes 482 amino acids. The transcript has 6 exons.